Molecule: messenger RNA, 1928 nt
Organism: Effrenium voratum
Lineage: Eukaryota; Dinophyceae; Suessiales; Symbiodiniaceae
Source: the annotation of a GenBank genome assembly
AGGCUCAAAGACGUAGGCUUGUCCGCCAGGCUAGUUUUCUCUGAUGUGCAGUGUUCAUGUGGGCCACUCUCCGUUGACAGGAUUCCUUUCUUCCUUUGCGUCUCCUGUGAUGCCCAGAUGGCCCAGCCGCGUUUCAAGGCAAGAGGACUUGUAUGCGAAAGACAUGCGGACCUGUAAUCAGCGCCUUCGGUCGCGUUCGAGAGCUAAGCAGGUGAAGGACAAGGUGUCCUUCCCGACGCCUCGCCCAGCGCAGAGGGAGCCGAAGAAGGAGCCAGCCUGGUACGAGCCGGAGCGGAGGUUGAGCACCGAGUUUCUUGCAAAGCCCUGGGACAAUUUCAGGUGGCUGUCCAAAGAUAUGGCAGCAACGCCGGCGGGGUGUUUCGCUCGUCUUGUGGUUCCGACCAAGCGAGAUGCCCAAGUCUGGCCGCUCAAGGAGGAGGAGUUGGCAGAGAGAUGUCUCUUCAAUGGCUGGCAGGGGAGUGUCUACGAUGUGGACGUGGGUGAGGAUGGCAGGCGGCGCAAAUCCGUGAUGAAGCUGCCGCCGGCCGCCCGGCUAUGCCUCAAGGAUUCGAUGGAUUACACCUGGCCUGCCCCGGCAAUGGCGGCAGAUGACCAGCUCUGGGUGUGCGUGCCCUGUGCGGACGAGCCCUACUUUCACCUUUGCAACCGGGCCUUGGGUUCCAAGGUGCUGGAAGUGCGCGGCGACGGCCCCGCGGCAAGCCUCAGGAUGUGUGAAUUGAAUGGCAGCGACCACCAGAAGUGGCACGUGGAUGAGAACUCGCGCCUGGCGAGCAAGCAGGGCUGCUUGAGUUCUCCAGAGAAGAAGUUUUGCAUCGACGUGAUCAGCGCACAGGAUGCGAACAGUGCAUCGGUGUGCGCGUACGCGGCGAACGAUGGGUGCAACCAAAAGUGGCAGCUGGAGGUGGUCGACAAGGCCGUUUCUGGACGCCGACUGGUACGAAUUGUCUCCAAGAUGGCUGGGCAUCGAGUCUUGACACUUGAGAAUGGAGACCAAAUGAGGAAGGACAUGAUCCUGGAGAUUUGCUACCUCUCCCGCUGGCAUGGGCAUCAAGGCUUAGUGCAGCUGCAGAAGGUGAUCUGGUCUGAUGGUGUGCCAGAGGCCAUUCUCCUGGAGCGUUUGGGCAAGCAGUUGGGCAAGGGCACCGGCAACGACAACAAGGCAUGCGUGCUGCUUGACAUCCGGCAAGGGCUGGCGGGCUACAGCCCAGCCAGGGCGGCCCGGAGUCUGCAGCCAGUGGCGCAGGUGCUGCGGAGGAUCCACCAGGACGGCUUCGUGUACAACGAUCUCCAUGACGGCAACAUCCUGCGGCGCCUGGAUAUGGACUGCUACAAGGUCAUCGACCUCGGCAGCGUUACCCGCGCCGAGCACUGGCAAGCGGAGCUCGGCGAUGACUACGGCAGCAGAUGGAGCCGAAAUCGUGACUGGCGCGCCUUUGCGCUGGCCUUUUUGGGCUUGGUCCUGGGCAGGCAGCUAGAUGUAUGGCGGUUGGUUGGAACGAACAACAGCAUCAAGUCCUCCGGCAUCGAAUGUCCCUGGUCGGCACCCCAAGCCCAAGGAGUGCCGGCGGAUGUGAAAGAGAUGAUCGCGGGGCGCCCCUGGGCCCCAAGAGUGCGCGGUCUGCUGGAGGCGCUUUUUGCCUUCCGUGUUGACGACCUUGAGGUCUGCAGACUGUGCGCCCAUACAGCGUGAUGUCAGCUGCUCCUUGGGACUUGCAUGUUUCAGGGAAACCCCGCACACAAAAUCAACAGACACAUGAUCAUUCCAUUCGUUGGCCGGUCUCCUGCCAUAGAGCAGAUCAGCUGACAGGUGUAAAUUAUGUAAGAUUGCUUUCUAAAGACGUCCACCGAGGCAAAAGAAAGGGCGACUCCCAGAUUUUUUUUGUCCGGGAGUCGCCCAUGUGUGUGAC